This is a messenger RNA of Lodderomyces parapsilosis, 1746 nucleotides long. RefSeq lists its product as uncharacterized. NCBI's taxonomy places the organism in Eukaryota, Fungi, Ascomycota, Pichiomycetes, Serinales, Debaryomycetaceae. The record is from RefSeq and is a predicted model, not a curated record. The coding region runs from base 1 to 1746 and encodes 581 amino acids. The transcript has a single exon.
AUGACAAUUGAUCCGGCGCUUGACCAGUUAUUUUAUUCGUUGCUAACAAAGGACGAUUUAUCUAGAUAUGAAGAUCCAGAAAAAUUCAAAGAAUGGAUUCCGAAGAUUGAGGCUUAUCGUCAAAAGAUCGAUGAUUCCGUGCCAUCGGAACUCAAGGUUGAGUUGCCAAAACCAAUUGCAAAAUUGAAACAAGAGCAGUUCAAUGCUAUGAAACACUUGUACGAUGAAAAGUUAUUGACACAGCAUGAAUUUGAGAUUACAGAUUGCCCAGGCACUUUGAUUGUGCAAAAAAUUGCCAAUGGUCAAUGGACUUCAGUUGAAGUGUUUCAGGCGUUCGCCAAACGUGCAGUUUUAGCCCAUCAAUUUACCAACUGUGCUGUUGAAUUUUUCAUUGAAGAAGGUCUUGCAAGGGCUAAGGAAUUGGAUGAGUAUUAUGCUACUCAUGGUAAAAUAGUAGGUCCUUUGAAUGGAUUACCCAUUUCAUUAAAAGAACACAUUUCACUUAAGGGUAGAAUUGGCCAUUCUGGAAUUGUGUCGCUAUUGGAUAAUGUUGCCGACAAGGAUGCAGUGACUGUAACAGUUUUACACAACUUGGGUGCCGUAUUCUAUGUCAGAACUAAUGAGCCACACGCAUUGUUACCCUUGGACACUGGCAACAAUAUUACAGGAUUCACCAAAUGCCCAUAUAAUUUGCUUUUGUCUAGUGGUGGCUCAUCCUCAGGGGAAGGCGCAAACAUUGCUUAUGGUGGAAGUGUUUUAGGAGUUGGUUCAGACAUCGGUGGCUCCAUCAGAUCUCCGGCAGCUUUCUCAGGGUGUCAUGGGUUGAGACCGUCAUCGAGAAGAAUUUCGGCAAGGGGAUUAGUUGGAGAGGGUGGUGGCCAGGAAAGUGUUGUCGGAGUACUUGGACCGUUAUCGAGAACAAUUGAGGACAUUGAAUUGUUUAUGAAGCUGUACAUCAAUGAUGGUAAACCAUGGCUUCUUGACCCUUGGAGUUUACCAAUCCCCUGGAGAGAUGUACCGAUCCCCGACUUAACCAAGUUGAAAAUUGCUGUCGUUAGAGAUGAUGGUGUUUGCAGAGUGACGCCACCAAUUCGCAGGGGAUUGAAUGAGGUUGUUGAAAAAUUGAAACUGGCUGGAGUUGAGAUUGUAGAGUUUAUUCCAAAGAAUGGCAGAUUAGCUUACGAUGUCGCUACUCAAUUAUCUAAUUGCGAUGGUAAUAGGGCUUUGCGUGAAGCAUUCUCCGCAUCUGGCGAACCAUUGCCAAGGUUGACCAAGUGGUACUUGAACUUGGGUGAAGGAGCGAGAGAAUUCACUGUUACUGAAAAUAGAAAAUUAAACUCCAUUAGAGACAGAUUGAGAGAGGAGUACAGUGAUUAUCUCAUUGAAAACAAGAUUGAUUUUUUCCUUGGCCCAGCUUACAAUAAUGUCGCCCCUAAGGAAGAAGAAGUGUAUAAUGAAUCAUACACUUUGAUCUACAAUUUGCUUGAUUUCCCGAGCUUGGUGUUUCAAACUGGCUUAUUUCAAGACCCCAAAAUUGAUAUGUGGCAAAAGGAGGAUUUGAAUUACAAGUACAGAAGCGGCAUGGAAGAGUUGGAAAAUAGGGGGUAUGAUCCAACUCAGUUUGUUGGAGCACCAAUUGCUUUACAGUUGAGCGGAAGAAGGUAUUGUGAUGAGGAAGUGGUGGCUACCGCAAAGGCUAUUGUUGACUUCCUUAGCGUGGAUUUGUUGAGACGACAAAAUGAGUAA